Molecule: messenger RNA, 4220 nt
Organism: Babjeviella inositovora NRRL Y-12698
Lineage: Eukaryota; Fungi; Ascomycota; Pichiomycetes; Serinales
Product: cleavage/polyadenylation factor CFT1
Exons: 1
Coding region: 103-4167 (1354 amino acids)
Cellular component (GO): nucleus; mRNA cleavage and polyadenylation specificity factor complex
Molecular function (GO): protein binding; nucleic acid binding
Source: RefSeq, a predicted model, not a curated record
AGCACUUCUUACGCCACUCUUCCCUAACCAGGACACUUUUAUUUGCCACUGAACUCUGGUAUUUUCUGAUCGCUGGUUUGCCGAUAUCGCUUUUGCUUUGCUAUGGAAGCCUACUGCCAAUUCAUUGACCCGUCCAGCGUGAGCACCGCGGUCACAUGCCGCUUCACGGACCCUGCGCAGAACGACUUGCUUGUGAGCAAAGGGACGUUAUUGCAGAUUUUCCGGGUUGUGGAAAGGACUGCGGUGGUUGUUGAGGAUGAUUACACCCCAGCUAAUGCCGAUGACACGUUUUUAGACAACGAGAUGGUCAUAGAGACGGUCAAUACCACCCAGCGACUCAAGCUUUUGGCGCAAUACAAACUCGACGGUUUAGUACUCGGGCUUCAGAAGGUCCGAACGACGGAAGCCUCCGACCUAGACUAUGUGGUGGUGCACACAAAGUUUGCAAAGCUCUCAAUUUUACGGUGGGACGCGCUGCGCCACCAGAUCACCACCGUCAGCUUGCAUUACUAUGACUCGUGGUUCGAGUCGCGCACGUUCGACCGCCCCAGCGAGGACCAGGUCGCAGAUAUGGUCACGUUGCGCGUCGAUCCCAAUAGCAGCUGCGCGUGCGUCGCGUACCGCGACUUAUUGGCGGUCUUGCCGUUCCAGCGCGCCGACGAUGAGGAUGAGGAGGCCGCCAGCUCAGACGCGUUUACCCGGCCUAGCUUCCUUGUCAACUGUGCGGAGUUGGAUGCCUCAAUCAAGAACAUUGUGCUGGUAGAGUUCUUGCACAACUACAAGAAGCCCACGCUUGCAAUCCUCUUCCUGCGCACGCCCUCGUGGGCCGGCUAUCUCCCCAAGGCUAAAGAUACCCUCAGCUAUCUUGUAGUGUCGCUUGACCUCGCGGCAAAUGCGUCCACCGUGGUGAUGGCGGUAGACCACUUGCCGUACGACCUCUAUGAAAUUCGCCCGUUGCGCACACCGCUCAACGGAAGCUUGCUCGUGGGCUGCAACGCGUUGCUCCACAUCGACUCCUCCGGUUCAACCAAGAGUAUCGCACUCAAUGUGUUUGCCCAUGAGGGCACCAAGGUAAAAUACACGCGCGACCAGGCGGCCUUGGACCUCCGCCUUGAGAACUGCCAGAUCGCCGAGAUCAACCGUAACAACCUCUUGAUGGUCUUGGAAACCGGCGCGUUCCACGUCGUGCACUUUGAGGUUGACGGCCGCUUGGUUAAGAACGUGAGUAUUGUGCCGGUUCCCUCAAACGACUAUGUGGGGGUCCAGAUCAGCUCCCCGUCGUGCAUCCACCGUGUUGGCGAGAUUGCGGGUCGCGACUUGUUAUUUAUCGGUAACCUGACUGGUGCAAGCGUGUUGGUGGCAUGCCGUGGCAAAGAAACUGCCCCGCCCAGCUCCGUGUCAGCGCACGUGGUGCCGGACGACGAUUUGGAUUUGGACGACGAUUUGGAAGACGAUCUAGGCGAAAACCUGGAUGAUGGGAGAAUUGUGUUUGCCUUGCAAGACUCACUCAUCAACUUGGGCCCCGUGGGCAACUUUACUAUGGCUAAGACCGGUGUCGCCAAGUUCAAGGCCAACCUUCCUAAUCCGAACUACCAGGAGGUCUCUAUCAUCACCACCUCCGGCUACGGCGCCGAUGGCUGCUUGAGCAUCUUGCAGCCGAGCAUAGAGCCCAUCAUUAACCACUCGUUGCGAUUCACCGACGUGUCUCGUAUGUGGACUUUGGCCCCAAAAACCCAGAACGACAACAGCUACUUGAUCACCACUGACACAGCCACCAGUAAAUCUGAGAUCUUUUUGAUCAACAAGGCGUACGAAAACUUCACUAGCAAGGAUUUUAUGAACAACGAGUUCACAUUGACGAUCAACUUGAUUGACAGCGACGAGCGCAUCAUCCACGUCACUGCGGGUGGUAUCUACUUGUUUGAUGCUGCCGAUUUCAAGCUCAUUGAGCAGCAGAAGUUCGAGGAGGCGGAUGAAUUCAUCGUGUCUGCCACUGUCAGCGACGCGUACAUCUUGUUGACUUUGAACAACGGUGAGGCCCAGAUUUACGAGGUGACGACGCGAGACCCGCAAAAGAAGGCAAAAAAGGCAAAAAAGGCUCUGAACUUCCUCAAGAUCGAGAUCCCCAGUAUCUUGGAAGACACCCUCAUUACCCACGGGUUCAUUGCCGACACCAAACUCUUCAACGCGCUCAAGCUGAAGGCCAGUUUGAAGCGCGGCAGCGACGGUGGCGCCAAGACUGCGGUUGACCUCGCUCAGAAAAGCAAGGUGUUCAUGUUGGUCACCGGUGAUAACAGAAUCAUCGCGUUCGAACGCGAGCACCGCCAGAAGAGCUACCAACUCAACCAUGUGAACCGCUUGAGCAAUAGCUUGAAGUUGGACUGGUUUGACUUCAACGAUAACGACGAGCCGGAUCCGUUUAUCAAGCAGAUCGUUUUGUCCAGCUUGGGGAAGGACGACGAGGACGACGAGUAUUUGACCAUUCUCACCGUCGGCGGGGAAAUCUUAAUGUAUAAGCUCUUCUUUGACGGGACCGACUUCCAGUUCUUGAAGGAAAAGAACUUGUUGAUUACCGGGGCCCCGGAGAACGCCUACCCGUUGGGGACCAAAAUCGAGAGAAAACUCGCCUACUUGCCGAAUGUCAACGGCCAUAGGUGUAUCUUUGUGUCCGGUAUCUUCCCCUACUGGAUCACAAAGACCUUGCAGUCACCUCCGCGCAUUUUCAGAUUCACCAAGAUGCCGGCCUUGUCGUUCGCGUUGUUCAACUCACAGGAGCUCACCAACGGGUUCGUGUAUCUCGACGACAACAAGAAUGCCCGUAUCUGCACCAUUGACGACUCAUUUAACUACUCGUUAAACUGGCCAGUGAAGCAAGUGAUGCUUAGCGAAUCAGUCAAGUCCGUCACGUACCACGAAACGUCUAACACGUAUGUAGUUGCCACGUACAAAGAGAUUCCAUACAACUGUGUCGACGAGGACGGGCUCCCAAUCCCGGGUGUGGACGAAACCAAGCCCCCCGCCAAGUCGUACAAGGGCGCCAUCAAGCUUGUUUCUCCCAUUAACUGGACCGUCAUUGACCUGAUGGAGUUGGAAGACAAUGAGGUUCCUCUCAAGGUUGAGUCAAUGUUCUUGGAGAUCUCCCCGUCAAAUAACCAAUUUAACGGAUUCAUGCCCCACAAUAAGAAGCUCAAAGAGCUUAUUGUGUUUGGCACGGGUAUCUACAGAAUCGAGGAUUUGUCGGCCAACGGUGGCUUCCAGAUCAUGGAAAUCAUCGAUAUCAACCCGGAACCGGAUAGACCUGAGACCAACCACAAGUUUAAGGAGAUCUUCAAGGAGUCGAUCAAGGGUGCGGUGACCUCGUUGUGCGAAAUCAACGGCAGAUUUGUCGUUGCCCAGGGGCAAAAGAUCAUUGUCAGGGACUUGCAGGAUGAUAACACGGUGACUCCGGUGGCGUUUUUAGACACCGACGUGUAUGUCACCGAGUUGAAGGCCUUUGGAAACUUGUUGUUAUUGGGUGACGCCAUGAAGAGUAUUAAGUUUGUUGGGUUUGACGCUGAGCCGUUCCGCAUGAUUACCUUGGGUAAGGAUUUGCAAAACCUCAAUGUCAACUGUGCCGAUUUUAUUGUCUACGAUAACGACAUGUUCUUCUUGAUCUGCGACAACGACAACAUUUUACACUUGUUGCAAUACAACCCGGACGACCCCAUCUCCAUGGGAGGACAACGUUUGAUUCAGAAGUCCUCCUUCUGCAUCAAUUCGUCCACCACCUGCUUGAAAUCUUUGCCCAAAAAUGAGGAGAUUGCCCGUGGGGUUCCCGAAUCGAACGUGUUCCAGUGCGUUGGUUCCAACCUUGAUGGAUCUUUCUACAAUGUGUUUCCGAUUUCCGAAACCACCUAUAGAAGAAUGUACAUUCUCCAACAGCAGAUCACCGAUAAGGAGUUGCAUCACUGUGGGUUAAAUCCGCGAGCGAACCGCUUUGGCGCUGAUUCUAUGAUUAACAACUAUAACUCCAACUCCAAGCCGAUUUUGGAUUACGACGUCAUUAAAGGCUUUGCCUCGCUCAGCAUAGACAAACGUAAGUUGUUGACAGCCAAGGUCGGCAAGAAUUCUGACCAAGAGAUCUGGAAGGACUUUGUGUGUUUCGAAAGCACCCUCAAAGAGCUCUAAUAUAGAGAAUAGAUUUAGAGAAAAAUAAAGUACGGUUUAGAUAUAAUUCGGGG